AUAAACUUCAAUAAAAAGGGUCAAAACACGACACGAGGCGCCGCUCAACUCUACCGGCUUCGCUUGCCCCCUGCAAAGAGCUUGCCGGAGCCCUUCUUCCCCGCUGGAAAAUCAGCCGGCCGACCGUCCGCCACAAGCGAGCAGCCAGCAUGCCAGACAGCAGCGGCGCCACCGUGCUGGACGACCUCCCCGAGUGUCUCAUCGCCGACGAGAUCCUGGUCCGGCUGCCGCCCAAGGACGUGCUCCGCUGCCGCGCCGUCCAACAGUCGUGGCGCGCCGUCACUUCCACCGACAAGUUCAUCCUCGACAACCACCGUCGCCAGCCGUCGCUCCCCAUCAUCCAGCGACACAAAGCGGGACUCUCCCGUUUCGCCGCCGCCGGGGAUCACAAGAUCUGGCCCGUCAUCCGGUACACCUGCCAUACUGUUUCCGAUAUCUCCGUCAUACACCACGCCGCCUGCGAUGGCCUCCUCAUCCUGUCGCGGGGGUCCAGCUUCUACAUCUGCAACCCGGCCACCCGCAAGUGCGCUUCCUUGUCACAUCCUCCACUGCGGCCAGGAUUCAGCGCCGCCACCGUCGUCGCCUUCUACCGGCACCAAUUGUCCGAAGAGCAUCGCGUGCUCUGGGCGUUAUACUCGGCACCCAUGGCGAGGGGCGCCACGGUCAAGCCGCCUGCUUACUUCGUCCUCCCGGUGGGAUCUGACCAGCCGAGAUGUGUGCAAUGGCCGAUAGAUCUAAGGAAUUUUCCCGCUACCUGGUCCUCGGAUUGCCCACCAGUACACCAUCGUGGUGGCCUGCACUGGGCACUGGGCCUCGGCAUAACGGUGUUCGACACCGUGACCGAGACAUUCCGGCAGAUGAGCCACCCGGCACAGUUGCCGGGUGACAUGGUGUUAUUGUUCGAUCUUGGUGGUGACCUUGCUUUGCGCCGCACGUCCGCUGAAUACGUCACUCUGGACCUUUGGGUGCUGCAGGACUAUGAUGCCGAGACGUGGGCAUUUCGAUACCGGAUUGACUUGCGGGUGAUGGAGGCAUCACCGCCGCUUAAUUUGAGUGUGAAGCAUGACCCUAUGAUGGCUGCGAUCAAUGGCCGUGAGCUGUUGAUCCAGCAUGGUCCUUACCGUCUAUUGCAUUGUGGCAUUGAUGGUGUGUUUUUAGGAAAUGUGGAAAGCAAUGACCAUGAAAACAGUUUGAGUCAGUUUGCAAAACGUUUGACACUCACUAGGCAUCGCCUCCAGGAGAGCAUGAUUUCACUUCCAUUGUUUGAGAAACGACAAGAAGAUGCUGUGAACGAGGAGCCUCCGUUCACCAUACUUCUAUAAGAUGCCGUGCUCUAUCUAUAAUACUUUGGACUCCUUGCUUGCUGUGCCGCUGGAGUGUCUUAUCCCAUAUAUGGGCCAUGUCUUUUGCUACUUGUUCUUACUAUGUCGUAGUACAACUGAACUAUUAGGACUGAGGAAGUGGCGCUUGUGCUAUCAAUAUUUGGUACUUGUUAUGCUAUCUUCAAUAUAAUGUAUAUAUGUUAUGAACUGUUCUACACUUCUACUAUUCCCUCCCCUGUUUACUUUCAGUUCUCCUUCUCCAUUGUCGAAAAGCACAAAAUUCUGGAAGCUAUCAGUGGUUUGGUGCUCAGCGUAAUUUUGUGUUUGAUUGUUUACGACAGAGACAAGUAAUUUGGUCACUACCACCGUCAUGUGUCUGAUUGCUACUUCACUACAGCUAUUGUUGAAAAAGUUAGCAAGAACUUUGUUGCACUGGCUUUCACCAUUUUGGAUAAAAGAGCUUGGCUGCUAUUUUUAUGUCCAGGAUUUGGUAUUUUUUGUAGAAAUAGGUUACAAGAUGUGCUAUCUUAACCAUCAUGCUGUGGUCUGUUGGAAGGCUGGUGAUUAUCUAUUUAUGCUGCCAUUGGCUAGUCUUGUUUUACUGUAAUAUGGCUGUCUUGUUUCCCUUUUAUUGUCUGUGGGUUUAUCGAUUUACUUCUGGCGUGGCUCCGGUGUUAAGCUGUUCUUUGUCAGUUUUACUCAAAAUGAGGAGCUGCACAUGUCCUCUCGUUGCACAUCUAACCCAAAUGAGCAAUGUCUUUUGUUCUUUCUUCUUCCUAUUUCGUAGUAAAACCGAACAAUUUCGAUGGCGGAAGUAGCGCUUAUGCUUGUUAUGCUAUCUUGAACACCAUGUUCAUGUUAUGAAGAAUGGAGCUUCUGUGAGUCAAAACUGUUCUACUGUUCUCCCCCGUUUACUUUCAGUUUUGCAUUGCUGAAAAGCACGAAAGCCAUGGUUUCAGUUUUGAAUGCUAAUUCUGCAUCAUUUGGGAAGCUAGCUGUGAUUCGGUGCUUUGCAACGUCUAGUGUCUGAUUGGUACUACAGCGACAACUGACAAGUUAUUUGAUUACUGCCAACGUCUUGGGUGUCAGAUUACCACUUCAAUACAGCUAUUGUUGAAAAAAGUUGGCAAGUACUUUGUUUCAUACUCUCAUUGGUUCUCGCCAUUUCUGAGAAAAGAGCUUGGCUGUGUGUCCAGGAUUUGAUUCUCUUUUUUGCUUGGAAUAGGUUUCAAGGUGUGCUAUCUUUAUCAUAUGUGCUCAGCAUAUUUGUUUCAGGCUGGUGAGGUCUGUUUACGCUGCUGUUAGCUAGUGCCAAUUUACUGUAUGGCUGUAGGGCUGGUGCUUGGUGCAUGUAUGUCUCUUUUCCUUCGAUACAUAGUUUUAUUGUUGGAUUUAGUGGUUUACUCGCUUCUGAUCUACCAGGGCAUUUUCGCUUGUUGAGCUAUGCUGAGUUUGGGUUGCAGCCAAAAUAUACGAUAACGUUUUGUUGGCAAUGACCAAAAAUUGGGUCACUGUUUGGAUGGUUGCGUAUAUUUUUG
Messenger RNA from Triticum urartu, 2860 nucleotides. RefSeq names its product F-box protein At5g49610. Gene Ontology annotation, molecular function: protein binding. The record is from RefSeq and is a predicted model, not a curated record. NCBI's taxonomy places the organism in Eukaryota, Viridiplantae, Streptophyta, Magnoliopsida, Poales, Poaceae.